AUGCCAUCAAUGUGGUUAAUUCGUAGACUGAGUUCCAUGACGGACCUUCCGACCCUUAUAUUUCAAGGGGUAUCUGACGCUGAUCUUGAAGCCCUAUUGGCAAUUUCUCUUCUCGUAGGGUCGGAAAUUAAACUCGAAACCGUUCGACGCCAAUGGAGAGUUGGGGACGCCAUCACAGGCAGGUCAUCUUCCCACUGGGCUUCCAUCGCCUAUGCCAGAGGAGCGGAGCAAUUCUUGCACUAUGGAGUCCGUGGGUUUCUGGUAGACUUUGAUAGCUGCAUCCAGCAGGGAAACAUGAUAGAAAGCGUGCAGCGGUCGACAGUUCUCUUUACAAGUCAGAUCGCCAUGCUUGAGAGUCUGGAUCCGCGACCGGUCGAAUUCCUUUCAACAGUGAUUGCGGAGUUCUAUGAAGGUUAUAUCGGAGGGAGUCACGAGGCGCAACCCUUCGAUAGUUCCAACAAAGCACAAUACGGCUUUCAUAUGCCCACAGCUGUCAGAGAGAUAGUAGAGCUCAAUAUUGAAACCAUAGAUGGGGUGAAUCCUUUUUCAGGACAUUGCUCAUCUAAACUUAAGAAAUAUACGAAGCGUAGCGCCACCUCAGAAAGCAGGAAUAUGGCCUCCAUCCUGAACCAUGUAGCCAACAAGCUCAGUCCCUUCAUCAUAGUCGAUCUUCUUCCAGUUUUUCGGUUCUACCUGGAUCCUCCCAAAAUAAUAGUCGUUCACGAUUCCCCCUCAACCCCAGGCCAACGCUCGGGGGACGAGAUGCCCAUGCCCUAG
This is a messenger RNA of Aaosphaeria arxii CBS 175.79, 777 nucleotides long. RefSeq lists its product as uncharacterized. Lineage: Eukaryota; Fungi; Ascomycota; Dothideomycetes; Pleosporales. The record is from RefSeq and is a predicted model, not a curated record. Bases 1 to 777 code for a protein of 258 amino acids. The transcript is spliced from 4 exons.